Biomphalaria glabrata is the source of this 3535-nucleotide messenger RNA. Its product is annotated as vesicular integral-membrane protein VIP36-like. NCBI's taxonomy places the organism in Eukaryota, Metazoa, Mollusca, Gastropoda, Planorbidae. The record is from RefSeq and is a predicted model, not a curated record. Gene Ontology annotation, molecular function: D-mannose binding. The transcript is spliced from 9 exons. Gene Ontology annotation, biological process: Golgi organization; endoplasmic reticulum to Golgi vesicle-mediated transport; endoplasmic reticulum organization. Gene Ontology annotation, cellular component: endoplasmic reticulum-Golgi intermediate compartment; Golgi membrane; endoplasmic reticulum membrane. The coding region runs from base 45 to 1043 and encodes 332 amino acids.
ACAAUGUACAGCAACAACAGACGGAGUUAUUUUUAGUAAACAAAAUGGCAGUUCACGUGCUGUGCUUUUUUAUUUGGACGUUUUUACUUAUAUUUGUUAUUUGUGUCGACGGAGAAUGGAACACAAAGGAUUUUCAACGAAGAGAGCAUUCUCUGAUUAAACCAUAUCAAGGAUCUGGAAUGAAUGUACCACAAUGGGACUUUUUAGGAAGCACUAUGGUGACCAACAACUACAUUCGUUUAACACCAGAUAGACAAAGUAAAAUGGGGGCGAUCUGGAACAAUGUUCCUUGCAUUGUGCGAAGUUGGGAGCUCCACAUCCAAUUCAAAGUACAUGGCAGUGGAAAGUCACUAUUUGGUGAUGGUUUUGCUGUAUGGUAUACUAAAGACAGAAUGAUAGCUGGAUCUAUUUUUGGUAACAGUGAUCCUUUCACUGGACUUGGAAUCUUCUUAGAUACUUACAGUAAUCAUAAUGGCCCUCAUAAUCACAACCAUCCUUAUAUUUCUGCCAUGGUUAGUAAUGGCAGUUUAAAAUAUGAUCAUGAUACUGAUGGCACACACACUCAACUGGCUGGUUGUGAGGCUCAGUUUAGAAAUAAGAAUUAUGAAACUUACUUGGCUGUCAGAUAUGAUGGAAACACAGAACAGCUCACAGUCUCAACUGACAUAGAUAACAAAAGUGGCUGGAAGGAAUGCUUUUCUGUGAAUGGAAUCAAGCUGCCUCUGGGUUAUUUCUUUGGUGUAUCAGCUGCAACUGGUGAUUUAGCUGACAAUCAUGAUAUCAUUUCUAUAAAGUUUUAUGACUUGGACACUGAGGAAUCUAAAAAGAGUUCAUCCUAUUAUGGCCUACCUGAAGCAAAGUCCAUGGAAGCACCCAGAGAUAGAAUAGAUGACUCCAAGGGAUCUUACCUACUAGAAAACCUUACUGGAUGGAAGCUUUUGGUCAUCAUCCUUCUUCUUGUGAUUGGUAUUGGUGUAUGUGUCAUGGUUGGACUCAUUAUAUUUCAGAAGCAGCAAGAGAAUUCCAGGAAAAGGUUUUAUUAAGCAUCUACAUCUUAGCAAGAUAAGUAGCAGAGAAUGAAAAGCAGUUUAUAUAAAUUAGCCUGUCAUCUUUCAUAAUUCAAAAAACAUUUUCAUGUAUUCAAUGUCAUAAACAUUCCACAAAAUCAUAUGCUUUUGGUCUUCCUAAAUAAUUUAAACUUUUAGGCAUAGGAGAUUUACCAACACAUUUAUAUGUAUAACAUUAAAAAAAAAAAAGAAUUUGUAUAGUUAGUUAAAAAGUGCUUGGCCUAUAAAAAUGUGAAAAUCUGUCUAAUUUACUAAAUCCUUAUUUAAAACAAUAUUAGUUUAUUAUAAUUAAUUUGUGCAAACAAUAAGGUAGUAUUAAUAUAUUUUUUUAAAUUUUUUUAUUGUGCAGAUAGAUAAAAAUGUUCUAUCAUUAAAAAGAUGUUAAGUGAGUACACUAAGUAUGUUCAAGUGGAAAAUAAAGUUUUUUCUUUCCAGACUAGAGCUCAAGCUAAAUGUUCACAUUUAUUUGUACAUCGACCUCACUUUUUUUUGUGUGUGCAAAGAGUCUGCUUAUUUCUAUUUGCUUGUUUUCAUUCUUAUCCAGUUUCACAAUGAUAGUACAUUGAUAUCAGCAUAACCACGGAAAGACAAAUCAUUUUAGUCAGUGUGUGCGACCUUCAUAUAAACAUCAAUGCAACUUUGUGUUAAGUGUGAUGUUAGUUUUAACCUCUUUUAUUUUACAAUGACCUCUCAAUACUCCAACAUUUGGUGUCAGUUGUAUCUAAGAAAAGUUGUCAUCAUGUUUUAAUGAAAGAUUUAAAAAAAAAUAUUUUUAAAGAUUGAAUUUUAUUGCAUUACAAUAUUUUUAAAAAUCCUAUUUAUUUAUUACAUUUGAGAAAUAAUGUUGUGUAACAUGAUGGAAUACAGGUUAUUUUUCAGCAGUGCCUACUGCCUUCAACUGUGAAGUUCUUAGCUGUCUGUCACAUUUUUUUUGUUCUUAGUUACACAUGAUAACUAACAAGUGCCAACUGUUUUUUUUUUUUUUUCAUAUUUAUUUUAUUUUGUUAUUAUUUUCUAAUAAAAAAAAUAUUUAAUAAUAUUCUAUUUCUUCUUUCAGAUUGUAAAUUUUUAGAUAAAUGAGAAUGUGUGAUAAGAGUAUGAGUGAUUUAGUUGUAGGACCUGUAACAUAUUUGGGACACUAAAACAGCACUCAUAUCACUAUAUUGUUUUAAUCAUGUUGUUAUCACUUACAUUGUGCUUGAAACUUUUUUUUUUUUUUUUUUUUUACUAUGAAAUGCAUAAUGAUGAUGUUGUAACCAAGCCAUAUUUGCCUUAAUAUGAUCGGAAAUAAUCUUCCAGACAAUGUAAGCUUUUUUUUUUUAAAAUAGAGCUUUUUUUUUUUCAAACUGUCUGCAUUGUUUUCUAUAGAGAAAUAUGUGUAUAAUAGUAUAAUAUGAUCAUUAAUAUUAAAUGGUUCUUAGGUUUUUUAGGCUGAUUUCUAUUAUAUAUCUAUAUUAUAUAAUAUAUUGAUCAUAAUUAAAAUUCAUUAUUUAUAAUUUUUAAAAAUUAAUUUUAUUUUGGUAUGAGAAGUGAACUAUUAAAGAUAAAUUAUUGAUCAUAAACUAUAAUUGAUAUUAGGUAUUAAUUUAGCAUUUAGUUGUAUGUGUUUAAAGAUGAAAUGUGUGUGCUGUUGAGUUGCUGCUGGCAUAUGAAGUCCUUGAUUUAAAAAACCAAACUAAAGCGCUAGGUGACCAUCUUCAUCUACUGCUAACCAUACACUUUGUGUUUCUGAUCCUGUUGUGAUGCUGUUGGGAAUAGCAAUGGAGGUUGAUAUGGUACAUGUUUUUUUGGAAUGAAGACAAAGCUAGAAAAUAAUUUUGUAGUUAGAUUUUUAAGAAGACUGUAUUGAAAAAAAGAGUAAUCUAUUUAUAUAUAUUUUUGGUUGUAUAUUUAUUCUUUUGAUGACAAAAGAGUCUAGAUCAUAAAUUUAACAUUUAUUCCAGUUGUAUUUAUUUUUUUUUUAAAUAUAGUUGCUUUCUUGUGUGUAGAAAAACAACAACUGCAUUUUGUUUUUUCAAUAUGUUUGUGGAGUGACUGUAAGUGCUGACAUUAAUCAAUGAUGUUCAUCUGUCUGUAAAUGUGAUGCUGUUGUCAGCAUAUUGUUCAAUAUGUUUGUCUGUAUAUGUGAUGCUGUUGUCAGCAUAUUGUUCAAUGUGUUUGUCUGUCUUUAUAUGGGAUACUGUUGUCAGCAUAUUGUUCAAUGUGUUUGUCUGUCUUUAUAUGGGAUACUGUUGUCAGCAUAUUGUUCAUUGAUCUGUCUGUAAAUGUGAUGCUGUUGUCAGCAUAUUGUUCAAUAUGUUUAUCUAUCUGUAAAUGUGAUGCUGUUGUCAGCAUAUUGUUAAAUAUGUUUGUCUGUCUGUAUAUGGGAUGCUGUUGACAGCAUAUUAUUGAAGUGUUAUGUCUUAUCACUAUUGAGGUGUUGUGAACUACAAUAUCCAUUUGCAUGAAAAUAAACAGUUUCUACCUGA